Messenger RNA from Olea europaea var. sylvestris, 2874 nucleotides. RefSeq lists its product as uncharacterized. Lineage: Eukaryota; Viridiplantae; Streptophyta; Magnoliopsida; Lamiales; Oleaceae. Bases 616 to 2715 code for a protein of 699 amino acids. Gene Ontology annotation, biological process: regulation of exocytosis. Gene Ontology annotation, cellular component: cytoplasm; plasma membrane. The transcript has 17 exons. The record is from RefSeq and is a predicted model, not a curated record. Gene Ontology annotation, molecular function: myosin II binding; syntaxin binding; GTPase activator activity.
UCUCUUCUUCAGCCGAUUGCAUCACAUCAAGCUCAGAUCUGAUCAAUCUCUCUCCUUGGCCAAUCCAUUAUUUUAGUUUGCUAUAACUAUCGUCUUCAAAUGGUAGCAACCUGAUAAUUCUUUUUAUAUGUUUCCAGGGUUCUUAUUAUCUAUUCUGAUGGUGUUAUUACAUUAUGGGCAAUUCAAGAAAGCAAAGCCAUUUUCACAGCUGGUGGUACCACAUUGCAAUCUCUAUCUCACGAGACAAAGAAAGUAACAGCAGCAUGUUGGGCUUGUCCUAUUGGAAGUAAAGUAGUUGUUGGAUACAGCAAUGGAGAUAUAUUCAUCUGGAGUGUUCCAUGUCCCUUAAAUUCAAAGACUGAACGGGCCUUUAAAAAUGAACUAUGCAGUGGUCAAAGUGCUCCUGUUUGUAAAUUGAAUCUUGGAUAUAGAGCGGAUAAAAUCCCAAUAUCUACUUUAAAAUGGGUUGAUAUAGAUGGAAAAUCAGGUCGACUAUAUGUUUUAGGCUCCUCUGACCAUCUUUCUGCAAACUUGUUGCAGGUUGUUCUACUGAAUGAACAAACGGAAUCUCGCACAAUUAAGUUAGGGCUUCAGCUUCCAGAAUUGUGUGUUGAUAUGGGGAUUGUUUCAAGCUCCAUUGGACAAAACAAGCACAGAUAUGACUCUCUUCUUUUGCUUGGAAAGUCUGGUCAUGUCUACGCGUAUGAAGAUAGUUUAAUCGAAAGAUACCUGAUACAGAGUCAAACAAAAUCAUCACCAUCACUCCCGAAGGAGGUUAUAGUGAAACUACCAUUUUCGGAUUCAAGGAUCACGGUAUCCAAACUUGUAACGAAUAAUCCAUGUAUGCCAUACUCUGGAGAUGAGGACUUCAUUGUGCUGGCGAAAAAUAGUCUGCCACUUUUCCCAUUUGAGAGAAGGCAGAAGGAAGGGAAUAACUCAAACUCAACCAACUUUAGUUCAUUUUCUACAGCUAGGAACUUGUACAUAACAGGACAUGAUAAUGGAGCCAUUAACUUUUGGGACGCAUCAUGCCCACUUUUGCUUCUGGUAGCAUCUCUAACUCAACAGAGUGAUAAUGAUUUUUCCUUAACUGGUGUACCGUUGACAGCAUUGUACUUUGCCUAUGACUCACGAAUCCUGAUAUCUGGAGAUCAAAGUGGAAUGGUCCGCAUUUAUAAACUUAAAUCAGAGCCAUUUGCACCUCAGAGCAGUUUUUUGUCCUUGCAAGGAAGUUCGAAGAAAGGAAACAAUAACAUCAUUCGAAGCAUUAAACUUGUAAAGGUUAAUGGCGCAGUACUUUCAAUACACGCAGCUCAAAAUUUAAAACAGAUUGCGGUUGGGUCUGAUCAAGGAUAUGUAUCAUUAAUCGAUCCGGAGGGUCCCUCUAUUUUGUAUCAAAGGCAUAUUCCUAGCGAACUCUCCACGGGGAUUAUAUCGACACAUUUUGAAACUAGUAAAUUUCAUGGUUUUGAGAAAAAUAUUUUGAUGGUGGCAACAAAAGAUUCAUCAGUUUUGGCACUUGAGAGUGAUACAGGAAACACACUUAGCUCCAGUGUGGUCCGUCCAAAGAAACCCUCUAGAGCUUUAUUUAUGCAGAUUUUUGGUGGACAGGGAGGGUCCGGUAGAGGAUAUACUGUAUCAGAUGGUGUAGGCAUUAAUAACGUGAACCUUGAUGAUGCCAUACUAUUGUUAUGUGCAGAAAAAGCUGUUUAUGUAUAUUCCUUAUUGCAUGUAGUUGAGGGAACUAAGAAAGUGCACUACAAAAAGAAGUUCCAUUCCUCUUCUUGUUGCUGGGCAUCAACUUUCUGUACUCCUAAUGAUGGACUUAUACUUCUUUUCUCUGAUGGAAAAAUUCAGAUAAGGUCUCUUCCAGAACUAUCCCUUCUAAAGGAAACUUCAGUGAAUGGACUCACAUUGAUGACAUCGAAAGCAUCCUCAAUUUCUGACAAUUCAGUGUCUUCUUCACAUGAUGGUGAACUUAUCGUUGUUAAUGGCGACCAAGAGUUGUUCUUCCUCUCUAUAUUUCUCCGCAUGGAGACUUACAGACUUCUGGACCCUGCUUCCGAAGUUUUUAAUAAAGACCUGGUCAAUACUCAAGUGCUCGUUUCUCUUCCUUCUGUUAAAGAAAAGAAGAAGGGUAUAUUCAGCUCAGUUAUUAAAGAAAAUAAAGGGACAAAAUCAAAGAAUGGACCUGAGUUGGAAGCUGAAGAUUCUAGAAAAAGUGUUGAGGAACUACCAGUGAUAUUUUCAGCUGCUAACUUUCCAACUGGAGUAGAAACUGAAACAAAGAUUAUUGACAAUGACGAUGACGACGACUUGGAUAUAGAUGACAUUGACAUUGAAGAUCCAAAAGAGAAAACGAAAGGACAUCCAAUGAUGGAGGCAUUGAAUAGACAAAACAUCAGAAGUAAAUUCCAAGCAAUUAAAGGUAAGUUGAAACAGGCGAAGGUGAAGAAUGAUAAAACGGCAGCAAAUGAAGAGCCUCAAGAAGAGAAGGCUGGUGCUGCUGUUGAUCAAAUAAAGAAAAGAUAUGGAUAUGUUUCUUCUGGUGAGUCAAGUGUUGCCAACAUGGCAAAGACAAAACUCAGUGAAAAUUUGAAGAAGUUACAGGGCAUCAACUUGAAAACUAAUGAGAUGCAGGAUACAGCCCAAUCAUUUUCCUCUAUGGCCAAAGAGGUGCUACGAAUAGCUGAGACGGACAAAAAAGGCUCAUGAGAGUUCACAAGAUGGUUUGGUUGGCUCAUACUAUAGUCUUUGUUUCAAAUGGUUUUUGCAUGUACACACCAACUUGUAUUGAUAUUCUUUAAAUUGAAUUGAGGGUCCAGCAUGCACUGCUGCAAUGUUUCUUUAAUAUAUAUAUAUAUCUAUUUGUAA